Messenger RNA from Eutrema salsugineum, 3700 nucleotides. RefSeq lists its product as uncharacterized. Gene Ontology annotation, molecular function: ATP binding; nucleic acid binding; protein binding. The transcript has 24 exons. NCBI's taxonomy places the organism in Eukaryota, Viridiplantae, Streptophyta, Magnoliopsida, Brassicales, Brassicaceae. The record is from RefSeq and is a predicted model, not a curated record. Bases 1 to 3540 code for a protein of 1179 amino acids.
AUGACGGACAUGAGUCGCUGCGGCGGAGACACUGUUGCGAUAUCCGUCCGUACACUCUCCGGGGAAUCGACUAUCGUUCCGAUUUCCUCGGACGCGACGAUUCACGAACUCAAGAUUGCCUUACAAUCCUCUUUCCCUCCCGCUUCUUCCUCUCCCAAUUUCCAUCUUUAUUUCAAGGGUACCAAAUUGAGUUUGAACAGUAGAGUGGCUACCACUGCCAUUAAUGGCGGCGAAUUCUUGGUUUUGGUUCCUUUUGUUAAGAAGGAACGUCCACAGACCUCAAAACCUGAUUUAUCAGAGCCUUCCUUGAGUUCAAGCUACUCAAAUUCCUUGUAUUCUGCAAUGAUUCGAGAAUCUUCAACCUUGAAUCGACCUGAGAAUCAAUCUGUUGGGGUGAAACGGAAACGGGAUCAAGGAACGUGUCCAGUUGAAUUCUUAAAGGGUGUUUUGGAGUCUGAUUGUGAUGGAUUUAAGGGACAGAACAAAGAAAAGCUUGCUGAGGUUUUAAAGUCUAGGAAUUGCUUGACAUCCCCAGGUUUUGCAAAGUGUUUGAUGUCAAGGGAAACAAGUAGCUAUUCCUGUUCUUGUCCAGAUUGGUUGAAAUUGUCAAUGGAGACAUUCGUUUUUCUGAAUCUUUUUUCAUCUCUUAUUGAAUCACUUGGUGAAAGAUUAUACUUUACCCGCUUGGAGGAAUCGCUUGCCCGGUUAGCAAUGUCUGGAGUUCGUGUCAGUAUAGAGGACGUAAAGAAUCUCUCAAUUAUAUGCCCCAAGGUAGUAAAGGUUAUCGCUGAUGACUUUGAGUCUUUGAACUAUGACAAUGCUAUAGUUAUAGCUGAUUUUCUGGAGAAAGAUGGAGGUGAAAAAUACGGAAAACCAGGUCUGAAAAAAACUCCACUUGCAAAGGUCUUUAGCUUUAUGAAAAAGCGGGAGACUUCUUUUAAGGCUGAAUUGUGGGGGUCCAUCAAAUCGCUACUGGUAAAAAGUCGAUGUAAGAAGGGAAUUUCUGUUUCCUUGGAGGACAUGCUUAUAUUCGCCAGGGAAGGUAAAGGUGUUGGUGGAAACGAAGCUAGACAGGCUGGAAAAGACAGUUUUCCUCACUCUGGCUCUCAUUCAUCCCGGACUUUGUGUCAUGACAAAAAUUCGUUGCUACCAGCGGAGAUGGUUGAACAUCUCAGGAAUGGUUUUGGAUCUAAAGGACAGAUAGUUCACGUUGAAGAUAUCAAUGCUAGAAAAGCUGUCUACGUCGAAAUACCAGACGAGCUCUCAGAAUUCACGAAGUCUGCCUUGAAACGAAUUGGAAUCAAUACAUUAUACAGCCAUCAGGCUUCAUCGAUUUCAGCAGCCUUGUCUGGGAAGAAUGUUGUGGUUGCAACUAUGACUUCCAGUGGAAAAUCUCUUUGCUAUAACGUGCCAGUCUUUGAGGAAUUGACCAAAGAUACGGAUGCGUGUGCCUUGUACUUAUUUCCAACCAAGGCCUUAGCGCAGGAUCAAUUUAGAGCGUUGUCUGAUUUAAUAAAAGGAUAUGAAGCUAGCAUACAUAUAGGGGUGUAUGAUGGUGAUACUCCUCAAAAGGAGAGAACAAGGCUGAGGAAUAACGGGAGACUGCUGAUCACAAAUCCUGAUAUGUUACAUAUGUCAAUCUUGCCUCCCCAUGGACAAUUCAGCCGGAUUUUAUCAAACCUUAAGUACAUUGUAAUCGAUGAAGCCCAUACUUACAAGGGAGCAUUUGGCUGCCACACGGCCCUUAUACUGAGAAGACUACGCCGCCUGUGCUCUCACGUAUAUGGCGCCAAUCCAUCAUUCAUAUUUUGUACUGCAACUUCUGCAAAUCCUCGAGAACAUUGCAUGGAGCUUGCAAACCUAUCUGAGCUCGAGCUGAUAGAAAAUGAUGGAAGUCCUUCCUCUCAAAAGCUUUUCGUCCUGUGGAAUCCCACAAUCUACCCAAGAAGUAAAUCUGAAGAUAGUUCGAAAGUGAUGAGUGGUAAUGGAGAUGCUGCGGAUACAUCAAGCCCAGCUUCUGAAGUCUCACACCUUUUUGCAGAGAUGGUUCAGCAUGGCUUACGUUGCAUUGCUUUCUGUCGGUCUCGCAAAUUUUGCGAACUUGUUUUGUGUUUUACGCGUGAAAUUCUCGCUAAGACUGCUCCUCACCUUGUUGAAGCCAUAUCUUCAUAUCGUGGAGGUUACAUUGCCGAGGAUCGGAGGAAAAUAGAGAGUGACUUAUUCGGUGGAAAGCUUUGUGGUAUUGCUGCAACAAACGCACUUGAGUUGGGGAUUGACGUCGGUCACAUAGACGUAACUUUGCAUUUAGGUUUUCCAGGAAGUAUUGCCAGUCUUUGGCAGCAAGCGGGUCGGUCUGGAAGACGAGAAAGGCCCUCUCUUGCCGUAUAUGUUGCCUUUGACGGUCCUCUUGACCAAUACUUCAUGAAAUUCCCCAACAAGCUCUUCCGUAGCCCAAUUGAGUGUUGCCAUACUGAUUCUCAAAAUCAACAGGUACUUGAGCAGCAUUUGGCCUGCGCUGCUCUUGAGCACCCAUUGAGUUUGCAGUACGAUGGAAAACACUUUGGUUCUGGCCUAAGCAACACUGUCGAAUUGCUCAAGAAGAGAGGAGUCUUAAGUUUUGAUCCUUCCCGUGAUUCUUCUGCUAGAAUAUGGAACUAUAUUGGUCGAGAGAAAAAGCCUACGCAGAGAGUCUCUAUCCGGGCGAUAGAGACAGAAAGAUACAGAGUCAUGGAAGAAAGAAGUAAGGAUGUCCUCGAAGAAAUAGAGGAAAGCAAAGCCUUUUUCCAGGUCUAUGAAGGAGCUAUUUACAUGAACCAAGGAAGGACCUAUCUGGUCACGAGUUUGGAUACAAAAGAAAAGAUAGCUUUGUGUAAAUUAGCAAACGUGGAUUACUACACGCGGCCUCGGGAUUUCACUAAUAUCCAUGUAACUGGUGGUAAAACUGCUUAUGCUUUCAAGGCUGCUAAGAAUCAACUUGAUAAGACAACAGCACAAGCUCAUACCUGUACGGUGACAACAAAAUGGUUUGGAUUUUACCGUAUCCGGAAAAAAACAAAUGUAGCAUCUGAUGUCGUUGAUCUCUCACUCCCAAGUUACUCUUACCAAUCACAGGCUGUGUGGAUUCAAGUCCCAGAGUCGGUAAAAUCAGCAGUGGAGAAAGAUAACUUCCACGCUGGUUUACACGCCGCCUGUCACGCUCUUCUCCAUGUUGUUCCACUAUACGUGCGUUGUAACUAUUCAGACUUAGCUCCGGAAUGUGCAAAUCCGAAUGAAACAAGCUAUUUUCCGGCAAGAAUCUUACUAUACGAUCGUCAUCCUGGAGGAACCGGCAUAUCCGCGCAGAUCCGUCCUUUCUUCACUGAGCUUUUAGAAAGUUCCCUUGAUCUCUUAACGUCUUGCUGCUGCUCGGCUGAAACCGGUUGCCCAAGUUGCGCUCAGAGUUUUGCUUGCCACAACGAGCUCAUACAUAAGGAUGCAGCAAUCAUGAUCAUUAAGGGCGUUUUGGAAGCGGAAAAAUCACAUUUUCAAGAUGGAACUUGAAGCAAAGCUUUACAAUGAUGAGACCUUCUCAAACACUGUAAACGUGAGUGGACUUGUUGAGUAGCUAAACUUUUUUCAUUCUUACUACAAAAGAAAUGUAGCUGAUUUUUUACUUCAAGGUUAAAUAGAUUUGAUAGAGAAACUGCUACUUGCAGAAAAA